AUGCCAAAUAACGAUAUACCAGCUGAUGAAAUCGAGGACGCAAAUAGUUCUCUGUCAUUCAGUUCCAAUGAAAAUGGUUCAGUGUCAAAUCGUUCCAUGGCAAGUAGCAUGAGCAUUGGGUUAAACAACAGUUCACCACCGCUGAUUGCAAAUGGGCCACGCCAAAGGCAAAUUUACAGUCCAAUUUCUACAAAUUUUAUACAGCCAAUAUAUCCUGAGCCUACACUAGACGCUGUUUUGAGAAAAGCAUGUGGCACAACAGCCGAUUUAGAAACAUUGACCCAUAUUCAAAUGCGCGUUUCCUCGAAUAUAUUUGGUUUACAUCAAAUGCAUAUUUUUAUGCCAAAUUUAGUUGCACUAAAUUUGGACGGUAGCUCAUUGGAAUCAUUGCGUGAUUUGGGUUGUGAUUUAAAAAUUAAAUAUUUAAAUGUGAGCCGAUGUGGUUUGAGAAGCUUCAAUGGAAUCAGUGGAUUCGAUACAGUUGAGCACCUAGUAGCUGAUGGCAAUGAAAUAUCGAAUGUUAUGCAAUUGGGCGGUGCACUACCCGAAUUGCAUACACUCAGCUUACGCAGCAAUCGAAUUAAGCAAUUGAAUGUCAUUGCUAUUCUAUCGAUGUGCACCACAUUAACUAGCUUGGAUUUAACAAAUAAUGUGAUUACGAAUACAAUCGACUAUCGUCAAAAUGUGAAGACGGCAAUACCAAAUCUAUUGAUUUUGGAUGGGUUUGGAUUUGAUGAAAUGGGAGCGAAUACAAAUCUAACGGAAUGCAGUUCAAGCUUAACGAGUGACAUUUCAAAGGACAGCUCAUCCAUUUCGGAAGCGAAUUUGAUGAGUCGACCGUUAAGCAGUAGAAAUCAAUUCAUCGAUACAAUAUUGACCGAUUCAACUGGACGACCUUCGACUGCAGAAUCAUCAUCGAUUUGUUCGGGUGGUUCGCCAAUCGUGGGAAAUAUAAUAAAUAAAGUGCGUCGCAAACGUCGCGAAAAAGCAAAUGAUACAAACAAACAAAGCGAUUCUUCAUCGGCAUCUCUGUCAUCACUUCUUGAUACGAAUUCACGAAAUGCCACAAAUUCAAGCAAUUUUCCAAUGACGUUGCCACAGACUUCAGUCUCAUUGGAAUUGGGUUUAAUCAAUACUGAACCUGCACCACAGUCAGAAGCAAGCGUACAUCAAUUAAUUGAAAUGUGUCGACGAUGGAGAGUUUUAAGCCAAAAAUCGCGCCAAAAGUUCAACUCAAAUUCUAAAUAA
This is a messenger RNA of Contarinia nasturtii (swede midge), 1248 nucleotides long. Its product is annotated as leucine-rich repeat-containing protein 56. Bases 1 to 1248 code for a protein of 415 amino acids. NCBI's taxonomy places the organism in Eukaryota, Metazoa, Arthropoda, Insecta, Diptera, Cecidomyiidae. Gene Ontology annotation, molecular function: protein binding. The record is from RefSeq and is a predicted model, not a curated record. The transcript has 4 exons.